This is a messenger RNA of Eucalyptus grandis, 754 nucleotides long. Its product is annotated as toll/interleukin-1 receptor-like protein. The record is from RefSeq and is a predicted model, not a curated record. The coding region runs from base 1 to 696 and encodes 231 amino acids. Gene Ontology annotation, biological process: signal transduction. The transcript has 2 exons. Lineage: Eukaryota; Viridiplantae; Streptophyta; Magnoliopsida; Myrtales; Myrtaceae.
AUGCCAACAAAAGAGCAAUUAAAAAAUGACCUGAAAAGAACUCAGGACAGUGGACAACGGCAUAAAAAGCAUCUUUCGUUUCAACUUUUCCCUCUCGGAUCGCCAUGGACAAAAAGCGAGAGGAAGAGAAAGAGAGCGAGAGGAAAAGAGCACUCGAGAGCGUCCUCUUCUUCAUCCAUCUCUCCAAAAGCCACAGGUUUAUGUAGCGGUCAAUACGACGUGUUCUUGAACUUUAGAGGCUCGGAUACCCUCAAGGCAUUCACCGAUCACCUCUAUAACAAUCUGGUCAAGGCAGGGACUGUACCAUUUUGCGUAUUUAGGGACGAGAACAGCAUCCCAAUUGGUGAGGAAUUUGGUUCAGAGAUUCUCGAUGCUAUCGUACGGUCUAAGAUUUCGAUCCCCAUCAUCUCUGAAAAUUAUGCUUCGAGCAAAUGGUGCCUCCGUGAGCUUGUUCGUAUCAUGGAAUGCAAGAAGAGCACGUCACACAUAGUGUUGCCUAUAUUUUACAAAGUUGCCCCAUCGGAUGUGCGGCAUCUAAAGGGAAAUUUUGGAAAUGCCUUCCAUUUGAGGCGGGAGCAUUAUGAUGAGACGGAUAUCUGGGAAUGGCAACGAGCACUUAAUGAAGUCAGUUACUUACAUGGAUGGGUAUCUAAUAAAUUUGAGGACGGGUACUUCACUGAACUUUUCUUGUUUUGAUAAGUUUGUUUUCUUCUUCAAGCAAAACCAAUGAAAUGUAGAUCAAUUACUUUCACUG